ACAUGCGCCACCUGUAACCGCCCAUCAACGCUACUGACUAUCCCGGCGCCGCUCACCCCCUCUACGCCGGUGUAAUUUCUGCCUUCGCUUUCAAAUCCCCACCGCCAAAGCCGUCAUAAUGACGCCGUCCUCAGGCGGGUCCCUGGCGGACGCGAUUCCCCGCGUCGACCUAAACAAGCUCACUCAGUCCGAGCUGCUCGCGCUCUCCCUCUGCUCCUGCUCCGCCUUCGAUACUCGCCGCACCGAAGACCUCGUCCUCCCUCAAGUUGACCGCUCCCUCUUCAAUAAAUCCGCCGGCAGCAAGCGCCAGACCUACUCCCGCCUCGGCCGUCACCACCACCGCACCCACCGCUCCGCUCCCGCUUCCAGCCCCAAACCCAUUUCCUCCGCCGACCCUGCCAACCGCGCUGUAGUACAUUACCUCAAAUGCCUUUUGCAAAAUCCCAAUUCCAGCUCUCCGCCACCUCCUCCGUCUUCUCUCCCUACGCAGCCGUGUGGCCAGAGUAUUGAGCAAAGGACCGAUCUUCUGGCGCAUGCAGGGAACGGGAAGAGUAAAAAAGGAGCCAAGGCUGAUGUCUAUGUGAAGAAGAGGUCACGGGCGGGUGGGGUUGAGGGUGAUUUGGAGCUGGUGAAUAAGAACAGUGUUGUGGUUGAUUUUGAGACAUUGGAGGAUAAAGGGGAUGUAGUGUUUAAUGAGGAAUUGAGGAGUAGAACUGUUGGACUGGAGAGCGAGGAGGAGGUUUUGGGAUUUGUGAGGAGCUUGGAGGGGCAAUGGUGUAGCAGGAGGAUGAAAAGGAAAUACGUUGAUGCUAGUGAUUUUGGGGACACUUUGCCAGUUGGUUGGAAGCUUUUGAUAGCCCUUAGAAGAAGGGAUGGUCAUGUCUCUCUUUAUUGUCGCAGAUACGUGAGCCCUAGCGGUCAACAGUUUCUGUCAUGCAAAGAGGUAGCGGCCUUCUUGCGCUCCCACCUUAUGUCGAUGGAUGCAAACCAACUCAAAGACCACAUACCAUCACCCAUUAUGCGGCUUACUGGUUCAAACUCUGAAAAGAAUGUAGGUUCUCUCCAUGGUCAUGUUUCUAGCAACCUUGACUUAGUUCUCCAUUCAAAUCUAUCUGCGAAUGAACUUUUCCUAUCAGGGAUUGAUAAUCUUCCCGAUGUUCAAGUUAAAGACCUCUUUGAGUGUUAUAAUUGCAACCUGACAUUUCAGGAAAAAGGUCCAUAUUUUGAGCACCUGUUAUCGUUUCACCAGCAUACCACAAAGAGGAUUAGGGUCGUGCCGCCUGUUAGUGAGGGCGUUAUAAUUAAAGAAGACGGAAAGUAUGAAUGUCAGUUCUGCCACAAGGUAUUUGAAGAGAGGCAUCGUUACAAUGGUCAUGUAGGAGUCCAUGUGAGAAGCAACGGUAAAGGUUUUGAAGGAUUAUAUGUGCAGAAAAGUGUUGACACCCUAACCCUCCAUAAUGGGUUUCCUUCAAUAACCCCUAAAAUAGAUGCAUUAAAGGAAAUUGCUCAUAAUUCCAUGAACUCCUUACCUGUUAUUGUAAACUCAAAUGAAGCAGUAGCUGCAAAUACUGGCAAAGAUAUUGAUCCAAUAAUGAAUCCGAGAGAGGUGGAGUUGAUCGAUGUCAAUAAUGAAAAAACAUUGGACUGUGAAUUAAAUCAGAAUGAUAAAGAAAACCAGCGGGCAGUUAAAGAAAUUGUUAAGACUUGUGAAACACAGGUUACUAAGGUUAAUUUGAUUGAAGCUUCAAAAACUUACUGUGAGCCCCCUGAGGUGAGCAAUAUGCAAACAUGUGACCCUCCAGAGAAUGAUGCACGCGUUGGUGGAAACAGGCAGAGUGAGGCAAAUAAUUGUAAUGCUGUACCAGAGACCAAUGAGAUGACUCUUGAGGAAAACGUUUUCCAGGAAGGGGUAACAGAUUCAUCCAUGGCUAUUUCAGACACAUUAAACUACUUCCAUACCUUCACAGAUAAGGCAAAUAAGGAACAGGAUGAGUUUUGUGUGUUGAAGAUUGAGAAUGAAAUGAGCUUCGAGGAGCUGACAUUUGAUGAUAUAGAGCCAUUUAAAUAUGAUUUUUCCGAGGAUCAUAAUGGGUGUGGGAUGGAAGCGGCUUUUAACACCACCUCCUCCCUUGGAUUUGGUUCAGGGGAACCAACAGUCUUAAUAAGCAGGGGCAACACAAACCAGCUUACAACCGUGUGCGUGUGGUGCAGAUCAGAGUUCAGUUUGGAAGCUUUUGAAUCAGAAAGUCAGUCGGACUCUAUUGGAUAUAUGUGUCCAGAAUGCAAGACCAAAAUAUCUGGGCACUUGGACAAUGGUCUUUCGUUGACUUCUCAUGACUUUUGAUCUAUCUGCUGUUCACACAUGCAUAACCACCUUCAAUUCUUGAGUGUGCUGUAUUUUGCAAUGGACUCCUUUUCUAAGGUGAGACUCUGACCAUAUAUGUAUAAGCAUGCGUGACUAUACCUGAGCGCCAUCCAGAAAAUGUGGGAAUACUUACAUCUUCAUAGUGUGCAUUACGUAGUAUUAGGGCUGUCAAAGGUAGCAGAAUAGGCUAUUUUUAGGUAAGUGGUUGAUGUAAUCAGACCAAUAUACAGAAGAGGAUAUGUAAAUAUAUACGAGUACUAUCUAUGUAUUUGCAACACCUCAUGGUUUAGCUUGAUGUUUGUAGAACUAUUAUUAUUAUGCUAUAUUAUUGUUCUGAUUAUUAUAAUUAUUAAGAAUUCCAUGUAUAUUACUAGUUUAAACCUAGUGGACAAAAAC
Molecule: messenger RNA, 2761 nt
Organism: Cuscuta epithymum
Lineage: Eukaryota; Viridiplantae; Streptophyta; Magnoliopsida; Solanales; Convolvulaceae
Source: the annotation of a GenBank genome assembly